Messenger RNA from Entrophospora sp. SA101, 1170 nucleotides. The record is from the annotation of a GenBank genome assembly. Lineage: Eukaryota; Fungi; Glomeromycota; Glomeromycetes; Entrophosporales; Entrophosporaceae.
AUGCCGCCAGAACCACAAACACCACCAGCAUCGGCAUCCUGUUACGAUCGUAAAAAUCCACUUGAUGAAGAGAUUACGUUGACUAGUUGUAUGUUGGUCACAGAACCAGACAUACCACCCGCUAAAAAUCAAGCUGCGAAUAACCAGGAUAAUAUGUUUAAUAUUUUAAUAGAAUGCAAUAGUACAAAAGUAAAUUUUUGUAAUAAAGUUAAAAAAACUUUGGAAAAGACAGGACAAAUUAUUUCUAAAAUUAUAAAAUUUAAAGAACAAGUUGUGGUACGGAUUUCUUUUAAACCAUUGGGUCAAGCAGGACCAUCUAGAGUGAUUGGGUUGAAAAGCGGAGACGGAGUAGUUAGACUGUAUCCACAAGCAUUAGCAAAGCAGUUUGGGCUUAAAACACAUCCGGAAUUUUUACCUAACGAUAUAAUAGCAGAAUUUAGCUCCGAAUUUGAUUUUUGGUUUGAAGAAGAUGGGAUAGACAUUGCUCCAACUCAGAUAGGAUUUUUACAUGUGACGUUACACGAAUUCUUGCAUGGCUUGGGAUUUCAUACACUCUGGAGAAAUUAUUUUAGAAAAGCAAUAACAGAACUGACACCACUAAUAGAUGGAACCAUUUUACCAAAUAACAAGAUAAUAUUUAAUGGAUUUAUUGAGGGUAUAUUUGAUAAAUUUGUAGUCUUAACAUCAAACGGUACACCAUUAACCGAUCUUACAAACAAAUUAAAUGAAUUUGCUCCAAAAGGAACGGAAUUUGAUUCAUUGGAUAUUUUUUAUUCCAAGUUUAUUGUAUCUCCUCAAUAUAAAAUUGCAACUGAUAUGUUAGCAACUAGUACAACACCAUUAUCAUUAGCUUUAUUAACGGAAGGUUUGGUAUUUCAAAAUAUUGUAGCAAACAAAACUGCCUAUGAUCAAUUAUUUUAUUUGGAAACUAGUUUACUACCUUUUCAACGAGGAUCAAGUCUUAGUCACGUGAGUGAAAAAUUGUAUACAGAGACCUCUGAUUUCCUAAUGAGAUAUCGAAUCAUGAGAGGUGUAAGCUUAGAAGACUCAAUUAAGGCUGGUGGAAAUUAUGCCGGAGGAGCAAUCGGACCUAAACUUCAAGCUGUUUUAGAAUCGUUGGGAUACGCAACUAAAAAUAAACCAAAUCCAGAAAUACCAACUUUGCCUUGA